CUCUUCGUCGGUCUCAAUGUUUACAUUUUUUCUGAGCAGACGGGUGGAUUGUAAUUAUUUUCUUUUAAUUGUAAUGUUUUUGCAGUAGAAAAACUUCAAAAUCCAAGCAUGUUUUCAUCAACAAUAGCCUUACAAAAAUAUGUUCCUGCUGGGUUGAAAAGAACUAUGUGUUGGCGAUUCAUGAGUUUAAAUUCAGAAUUACUUAAAUGUGAAGGAAAGGGUCAUUUCAUUUCAAACGAUCACCAUUUGCUAAAAACAACUAAAUAUUUAUCAUUAACGAGGCAGAUGGCAGGGCAUGCUAAAUGGCAAAAUGUAAAGCACAUAAAAGCAGAAAAAGAUCGACAAAAAACUAUGUUAUGUAAUAAAUAUUCUCGUCUUAUAGCUCUUGCUGUUCGAGAGAAAGGACCUGACCCAAAAGUUAAUAUCAAAUUAGCAAAUCUGCUUGAAGAAGCAAGAAGGCAAAAUGUUCCUUUAUCGAGUUUAGAAGGUGCUCUUAAAAAGGGAUCUAACAAGAAAAUAAAAGCAGGAUCUAUGGAAAUUUUUGCUCCUGGAGGACCUUAUUUAAUUGUGGAGUAUGAAACGGAUAAUAUUUCAACAAUUAGGCAUGAUCUCAAAACCAUCUGCAAAAAACAUGGUGCAUCUGUUGUGGGAGGAGAAGGAAAAUGGAGAGCAGUCUAUGAACAAAAAGGAUUUCUAAAAGUUACUAGACAGAAAAAUGGAGAGGCCAUUAAUGAAGGAAAAUCUCUUGAUGAUGCAAUUUUAGCAGGAGCUGAAGAAGUGCAUACAAUAUUGGAUGAAAAUGAAGAAAAUAUCUUAGAGUUUACAUGUGCUCCAGAUGAUCUGCUUCAAGUGAAAAAAGAGUUAGAGCAAGAAUAUGAGAUUGAAGAAGCUUAUAUUGGGUACAAGCCUACUACAACUGUUGAAUUGCCAGAAGAAGCCAUUGCUAUUAAUGAAAAAUUAUUAGAAGAUAUUGGAAAUUUGCAAGAAGUUGUUAGAAUAUAUGAAAAUAUAAAAUAAAUUAUUUAACUGCCUUUUAAAUUUAUCAAUGGUUGAUU
Molecule: messenger RNA, 1055 nt
Organism: Uloborus diversus
Lineage: Eukaryota; Metazoa; Arthropoda; Arachnida; Araneae; Uloboridae
Product: probable transcriptional regulatory protein PERMA_0079
Exons: 5
Coding region: 109-1017 (302 amino acids)
Cellular component (GO): mitochondrion
Source: RefSeq, a predicted model, not a curated record